AUGAGUUAUGAUGCUAAGCUCUUUGAAACAUUAAAUGCGAGUGUUGAAUGCUGCAAUGGUGAGGGUUCUCUUACGGCGAAUCAAACCUUCCUAAGCAUCACUUUUGCAUUUAUUUGUUUUUGUAUGUUGUUUCUCUUUGUCUGGUCACUCUUUUCAAGCUACUAUCGUCGUUUCUUAACGAUGACGUUAGCCCUUCAGGCGGAUGUGUGUUCCCGCGCAAUAUCCAUUAUUCACUCUAUUAUUAUUGUACCCACACUUAUUGGUGGAAUUGCUUAUAUGAAUUGGGGAAAUUACUUUGAGCCUCUUGGCGAUGUCUCGUUUUUACAAGGAAUUCUCUGUAUUAGUAUUGGAUACUUUUUAUAUGAUACGGUGCUUUUAUUAUUAUACAGACCACCUCAAUGGUUGGGUUUUGCUAUUCAUCACAUAGUAGCAAGUAUUCCCUAUUUGAUUUACAUGUUUGCAUCCCCUUGUGGGUAUGGUUUGUUUAUUCUCGCUUGUUUCCUCUUAGUAGAGGCAACAAAUUUACCUCUACACGCACGAGCCACUUUGGAGGAAAAUGAUAUGAGUAACACAAAGGCUUACGCAGCUUCUUUAUAUGCUACCUUUGUAGGUUGGAUUAUAUUUCGUCUCGCCAAUCCAACAGCACUUCUUAUUAUUAUUCAUAAAUACAUCAUUCCAAGUAUUCCGAGUGGUCGCUUGGGGUGUAUUAUUCCAGGUGUUGUCUGUGCCUAUGUGAUUAACAUCUUCUGCUAUGCUGUGUUUGUUCUCAUUCUUUGUAAAGAAGUGUUACUGCGAUGGAAACGUUCUCCAUUGCCAGGUGAUGUGGCCCCGUCGGACUCCACACGCCCAGUGGAUUUAAAUACAAGCAGUUUAUCCGUGGAUGAAUUAAAUAUCGUGGCGGAGUGUCCAACACGUCUUCUUGUGUAUGAGGCACAAGAGACAAUACGGGAGCGAUUAGAUAAGAAUAGAGCAUCAGGGCGUCUUACGAUGGAAACAAAAGGUAGUUAUGAUACAGGUGUGCUACCUCCUUAG
Molecule: messenger RNA, 1032 nt
Organism: Trypanosoma theileri
Lineage: Eukaryota; Euglenozoa; Kinetoplastea; Trypanosomatida; Trypanosomatidae
Exons: 1
Coding region: 1-1032 (343 amino acids)
Biological process (GO): lipid homeostasis
Cellular component (GO): endoplasmic reticulum; membrane
Source: RefSeq, a predicted model, not a curated record